AUGGGGCCAGACGACGGACCGGGUACGGUUGUAGCCUGGAGGAAAGUACUGUGGGAGCGUCAGCCCUUCCCCGACAACUACGUAGACCAGCGCUUCCUGGAGGAGUUGCGUAGGAACGUGGGUGUCCGCCAGUACCGCUACUGGGCUGUGGUGCGAGAGGCAGGUCUGGUAGGGCAGCAGCUUUCCUGCGUGGCCAUUUUCAUCACACUCUGGCUCUACAUGGAAGAGGGCCUCCUGUCCCCAGGCACCCUCCUGGUUGUCAGCCUAGCUACCUCGCUAAUGGGCUAUGGACUGUACCAAGCCCUCGCGUCGCGAGUGGAACCUGUUCUCUCACAUCGGACCUGUCUGGCCGAUUUACAGAGCGCCACCAUUUACCUCGCGUUCAUCUUUGGCUUCUCACCAGUCUUAAAGACACUAACGGAGUCUGUGAGCACAGACACGGUGUACGCAAUGUCAGCCCUUAUGCUUUUGGCUCACUUGGUCUCCUUCCCGUAUGCCCAUCCCUCACCUCCGGGCAGUCUGUCCCUCAACGUGGCCCUAUUCGCGUCCGUCUGUCUGGCUUCCCGCCUCCCAGACGCACUGGACACUUUCACUAUGCUCAGCUGCGCUCUUAUGAUCUUUGCACUAUGGCCCUGCCUGCUGAGGAGGGUGAAGGACAGAGCCCCAUGCCACUUCGCUGUGGUGUGCGCGGGGGUGUGUGUGGCAGGCGUGGGUGGCCUGGCGUCUCGUUGGCCGGGAGGGGCGGUCCUUCUGGCGCUGGCAUUGGUCUGCGUGAUGCUACUUUGCCCUUGGCUGCUGGUUCGGUUACAGAGGCAUAAGGACAAUAUCCACGGGCCAUGGGAUGAGGCAGAGAUCCACGAGGACCUUAGUCGCUUCCUCCACUGA
This is a messenger RNA of Nerophis lumbriciformis (worm pipefish), 885 nucleotides long. NCBI's taxonomy places the organism in Eukaryota, Metazoa, Chordata, Actinopteri, Syngnathiformes, Syngnathidae. The record is from RefSeq and is a predicted model, not a curated record.